AGAAGUUUGUUGAAGUAGCCUAUGGGUGGUGGGACUGGCGCGUGGCUAUUUUAACUCCACCAAAUCUUUGUUUGAUACGAUGGUGAGGAUCAUAAACGAAGACAGAAUGAUCUGCGUGCUGCUGAUGAGCGUUUUGGUGACGUUCGCAAAUGGGCAUCUUCCUCGCCAUCGGAGACAAGGUGGAUGUCAGCACGGGAAUUACACUCAUGAAGGGAAAACCUGCUGCAUGUGCCCCAUGGGUCACUAUGUGAGAAGCCAUUGCACCGCAGAUGACAAGCACUCUACUACAUGUGAUUGGUGCGAAACAGGAAAAACGUACACAGCAGAAGCAAAUUCUUUGAGCCGCUGCGACAUAUGCUUGGAAUGUAAUGAUAAAGCCAACCUGGUGGAGGACCGCAGCUGCACCCGUAUCAGUAAUACAGUCUGUGGCUGCGAAGAUGGAUACUUCUGUGAAGAGGACGACUGCAGAGCAUGCCAUCCCUGUAAAAGCUGUGAAACUGGAGAGGAAGUAUCUAUGCCUUGCUCAAAAGGAAAUGAUACUAUCUGCAAACCUGAAGGAACAAACCUACAUGGGGUCAUUGGUGUUGCAGUUGGAGUAGGGAUAGUUAUUGUUGCUGUUAUUGGGUACCUUACAUGGAAGAAGAAGUGGCCUUGUUUUGCAAAGAAGAAUGAUGCCGCUCCAGAGCCCAAUGAGCCUAACGGAGGGGAGCUAGAGCCACUACAAGGGAUGGACUUAAUGCCAUAUGUGAGGGACAUCGCUGAGCAUCUGCGCUUCAGUGACAUGGCCAAAGUGGCGGCCCGGACGAGGAUGCCCGAAGUCCAGAUUCAACGUCAUAGGAGUGACCAUCCCCUGGAAGAAGAAGAACAGGUUGUCAGUCUCCUUAAGGCCUGGAUCGAAUACCAAGGUCUGGAAAACGCCAGUGGAAGUCUGAUUAGGACCCUGCGCAUAUGCAAAUUAAAUGAAAAGGCCAAAACAAUUCAACGAAUCUUGACGGAAGCUAGAACUGCAGAACAACCUUGAAAUGGUGCUGUGUAGUAGAGUGUUUCAUAGGUCUGCAAAGAUGACACAACACACUGGAGACCAUUUGUUUUCUUUUAUGUUGUAAUGAAUUGUAAAAAAAAGAUUUUAUUUUUGUAUUUACCAAAUGGUUAUAGUGGAGACUUACAGUGUAUUAGGUACAGCCACCUCUGAUCUCAGGACCAACUCCCUAACCAUUGAGCCACAGCAGUCCCAAGGGUUCCAUCAUGGUGGCAGUAGGACCCCAAGGUUUCAUAAGGGCCAUUUUCACCGCAGGGCCAACUCUAGCCGCGCUGUGCCAAAUGGCACUGCAGCUGGUUUUCUCACCUACAGGGCCCAGGGGAGAAAGAGGGCUGGCGCUUGGUGCUAGGGGCCAGGAUUCCUGGCCCAAGUAAGUCCGGAUAGAGCCAGAGGCGGGCGGGGUGUAGCCAGUAGCACCAGUAAUGGCAUAAACACAACACAAGCGACUAGUGCGACAACGGCGACGGAAGUAAUUGACUUUGUAUGGAUGAGCUGGCACCAUACGUCAUCAUGAAUGAAUAUGAAUGAGUGAAUAUACCUUUAUUGCCCCGGGGGGAAUUUGUUUUGCGUUUUGGGAACACUUGAUCAUACAGACAAUUAUGACAUCAUACAAGGACAAGACUAAAAAACCAACAAAACAUACAAAGUAUUCAAAUAAAAAAUAAAAAGUCCUGGCAGAAUAGAAAUAAUUAAAUUAUAAAUCCUAUAUACAUUUAGUAUAUUAAAGUUAUUAUAUUAACUCUGUCUGAACUGAACUUGCUUCUAGGCACAAAGGAUGUUAACCCUCUAUUAGUUUUAAAAAAUGGUAACCUGUAUCUCUGUCUGUAUCUGUAUCUGUAUGUCCAGAUGGGAGGAGGGACUAUUCAAAGAAAAGGGGUUGGGAUGGAUCAUCUACUAUUUUUAAUGCCAAGCUGGUAGUGAACUCAUCAGAGAUUUGCCUGAUACUUUUAACUUCUGUUCCACCCCUCCCUGCUCUUGGAUUGGAUCCCUAUUUAGCACUUUGGGAUGAGCUUCCAUGCUGCCUUUCAGAUUGAUCGAUAGACGACUGUGCAUAGCAACAUGUGAUUUACCAGGCUACUCCUCAGUAGCACGACUGGUGACCUGGCACAUCACAAGACUACUUAAUAAUGACUUGAAAUGAAAUGAGUAGUAUACAGUAUAUCACGAAAGUGA
This is a messenger RNA of Engraulis encrasicolus (European anchovy), 2212 nucleotides long. RefSeq names its product Fas cell surface death receptor (gene fas). Gene Ontology annotation, cellular component: CD95 death-inducing signaling complex; external side of plasma membrane; membrane raft. Gene Ontology annotation, biological process: necroptotic signaling pathway; negative regulation of apoptotic process; immune response. Bases 80 to 1021 code for a protein of 313 amino acids. The record is from RefSeq and is a predicted model, not a curated record. The transcript has 9 exons. NCBI's taxonomy places the organism in Eukaryota, Metazoa, Chordata, Actinopteri, Clupeiformes, Engraulidae. Gene Ontology annotation, molecular function: protein binding; tumor necrosis factor receptor activity.